AUGGCGAGUCAGAAUACUAAACAGCAAUACCAAGCCAAGCUGGCCCCAUCUGUUAGUGGAGAACCAACAAGUGGGGGCCCAUCUAGUUCACCACCUGAUCGAAAUCUGGAUUCCCGGGAGGUUUUGGACAGGCAAGAGGACCAAGCCGUGAGCCAAGACUCAGGUUCCCAAGGUAACCCACCACCAGCAGACCAACAACAAUGCACAGACAGCAUGGAACACAACUACCACCGUUUUAGGCUUUCGUUCCCAAGAAAGAGUUGGAUGAUGGCGGAGGAAGGCACAUUCCAGUCUGUCAAAUGGAAUGACAGUAGAGAUGCUGUGAUAAUCAAGAAGGAUCUCUUCCAGAGGGACAUUCUCCAAAGAAAAGGAGCCGAGAAGAUCUUCAAAACAGAUAGCUUGAAGAGUUUCACUUGCCAACUAAACCUGUACAGUUUUUCUACAAUAUGCCCAACCACCUCUCCAAGAGACAAGAAUUUGAUGGUAAAGUAGAACUCCAAUUUUCAGAGAGACAAGCCCUGGCUUCUGCUGAAUAUUCGAAGUAAAGGUAACCGCACCCAUGCCACUCAGCAAGCGACCAAUGUCCCAGCUCCAAAGAGGGCGAAGCUGGUCGUUCACAGCGACGCCAGAAAUACGGCCAUGGAAAUGUCCCAUGGGGGAACUGCAAAUGUUCAGGGACCCAGCGGCACCCAGACCUUCGAAUAUCCUAAUAUACGGUCCAGGAAUUCUGUCACUCAGCAUACUCCGGGACAUGGGCCCCCUCAGGAACCAAAUGACCCAUAUUGGGAGGGCACUUCUGGAAACAUCAUAUUUGGAUCUUCGGCUACUGCCGGGAUGGAAAGCACAAGGGAAGUGCCUAGUAGCCCGGUUUAACAAGAUAAUAGUAGUACAAGGUCUUUGUACAAUGCCCAUUACUCCACUCUGUUGGUUUUUAUAUUGGUGUGUGUUAUCCUUAUGAUGACAUUUAUUAUUAUCAUUCUCAUGAAGACCUCUUGCUCUAAAUAAAGAAA
This is a messenger RNA of Saimiri boliviensis boliviensis (Bolivian squirrel monkey), 1010 nucleotides long. Lineage: Eukaryota; Metazoa; Chordata; Mammalia; Primates; Cebidae. The record is from RefSeq and is a predicted model, not a curated record.